AUGGCGGCCGAGGACGCGGGGGGGCGUGCCCCGGGGACUUCCCGGAGGAGGUGGCACAGGAAAAGCGGGUCCCAGGGGCCCACCUCGGUCCCCGAGCCCGGGGAGGAGACGCCCUUCUUCCCCUUCUCCCUGCUGGAUUGGGGCAAGGAUGCUCCUGGAGUCGGUUUUGCGGGCCCAGCUGUCUGGGGAGCGUGGGACAGCUGUGGGUCCCCCCACUCCGCCCGGCACCGGCUCUCCCCGCACGGGCUGAACGAGCUGGGUGGAUGGCCUGGUCCCGGUACUGUGGCCCCCGCAAAGAAGGCUGGUGAGAAGAAGAAAGGCCGUUCUGUCAUCAGCGAAGUGGUGACCAGAGAGGCCACCAUCAACAUUCACAAGCGCAUCUGUGGAGUGGGAUUUAAGAAGCGCGCUCCUCGGGCACUAAAGGAGAUCCGGAAAUUUGCCAUGAAGGAGAUGGGAACACCUGAUGUUCGCAUCGACACCAGGCUUAACAAAGCUAGUUUCCUGUCGUUUGUGACCAUUGAGCAGAUUCAGGCGCAUGACCACCCCGUGUGUGCAGAGUACCACGUUGUGCACGGCAGUUUCAAGGCUGUGUCCUUCAGCUUGUUGGGCCUGACUUUCCAAGUGCCGCUGGAUGGGACGGUGGCCGCCGAGGUGCGGAAGCAGGUGUCCCGGGAGCGCAGCGGAUCCCCACAGUCCAGCAGGCGCUGCAGCAGCAUCCUGGGGGUAUGUAUCAGGGUACCCCCUGACAAGGGUAGGACCCCCGGCAGCUAUGUUCUGGAAGCUGAGGCGAGCACGGUCUCACCCCUACCUGAUGUCCCCCAAUUCCCAGCCCAGAGCAGAGGUUCCAGCGACUUUGUUCUGACCCAGGUCCCACUAACUGAAGUCAUCGAGCCCCUGGACUUUGAAGACGUGCUCCUGAGCCGACCUCUGGAUGCCGAGCCCGGGCCCCUGCUGGACCUGGUGGACUUCCCAGCCGAUGACCUGGAGCUGGUGCUGCAGCCCCGGGAGUGCCGAACCACAGAGCCCGGGACCCCCAAAGAUGAGUGGGUGCCGCCCCCCCUGCCUCCAUGCCCCCAUCACUACAGCCUUUACACCCGGCAACAGAACCCCGAGUUCAUCUCCAGGCCUGGCUCUGCCACCUUGACCAGGUCCCCUUGUCUCUACACGUCCAUCUCCCCGUCACUUACCGCUGAGAGGACCAAUCCCAGAAAGCUGGACGCCCAGGCGAGGGCCGCGGUGGAGAUGUACACCGAGGACUGGGUCAUCGUCCACAGGAGGUACCAGCAUCUGAGUGCGGCAUACAGCCCCAUCACCGCAGAGACGCAGCGGGAGCGGCAGAAGGGCCUCACCCGCCAGGUCUUCGAGCAGGACAUUUCCGGGGAUGAGAAGACUGGCCCUGAGGAUGCGGAGGAUCCCCGGCGCAGUUCGAGUUCCCCUGAUGACACCCCGCGAAGCAGCGGGGCCUCCGGCAUCUUCGACCUGAGGAACCUGGCAGCCGACUCCCUGUUGCCCUCCCUGCUGGAGCGUUCGGCCCCUGAGGACGUGGACCGGCGCAACGAGGCCCUGAGGCGACAGCACCGGGCCAGCACCCUGCUCACCCUCUACCCAGCACCCGAUGAGGAUGAGGCCGUGGAACGCUGCAGCCGCCCGGAGCCACCCCGAGAGCACUUUGGACAGAGGAUCCUGGUCAAGUGUCUGUCACUCAAGUUCGAGAUUGAAAUUGAGCCCAUCUUUGGGAUCUUGGCCCUGUAUGAUGUACGUGAGAAAAAGAAGAUCUCAGAGAACUUCUACUUUGACCUGAACUCGGACUCCACAAAGGCGCUGCUGCGGGCGCACGGCACCCACCCUGCCAUCUCCACGCUGGCCCGCUCGGCCAUCUUCUCUGUGACCUACCCCUCACCUGACAUCUUUCUGGUCAUCAAGCUGGAGAAGGUGCUACAGCAAGGUGACAUCAGUGAGUGUUGCGAGCCCUACAUGGUGCUGAAGGAGGCAGACACGGCCAAAAACAAAGAGAAGCUGGAGAAGCUGCGUCUGGCGGCCGAGCAGUUCUGCACCCGCCUGGGCCGCUACCGCAUGCCCUUUGCCUGGACAGCCGUGCACCUGGCCAACAUCGUGAGCAGCGCCGGGCAGCCGGACCGGGACUCGGACUCCGAGGGCGAGCGACGACCUGCCUGGACUGACCGCCGCCGCCGGGGGCCCCAGGACCGAGCGAGCAGCGGGGACGAUGCCUGCAGCUUCUCUGGCUUCCGCCCAGCCACACUGACCGUCACCAACUUCUUUAAGCAGGAGGCCGAGCGGCUCAGCGAUGAGGACCUCUUCAAGUUCCUAGCGGAUAUGCGGCGCCCCUCCUCCCUGCUUCGUCGUCUGCGGCCAGUGACUGCCCAGCUCAAGAUUGACAUCUCCCCGGCCCCCGAGAACCCCCACUUCUGCCUCUCCCCGGAGCUGCUGCACAUCAAACCCUACCCGGAUCCCCGGGGCCGGCCCACCAAGGAGAUCCUGGAGUUCCCUGCCCGGGAGGUCUACGCCCCCCACACCAGCUACAGGUAG
Messenger RNA from Elephantulus edwardii (Cape elephant shrew), 2547 nucleotides. RefSeq names its product dedicator of cytokinesis protein 6-like. The record is from RefSeq and is a predicted model, not a curated record. Gene Ontology annotation, cellular component: ribosome; cytosol. Bases 1 to 2547 code for a protein of 848 amino acids. The transcript has 17 exons. Gene Ontology annotation, molecular function: structural constituent of ribosome; guanyl-nucleotide exchange factor activity. Gene Ontology annotation, biological process: positive regulation of GTPase activity; small GTPase-mediated signal transduction; translation. Lineage: Eukaryota; Metazoa; Chordata; Mammalia; Macroscelidea; Macroscelididae.